This is a messenger RNA of Raphanus sativus (radish), 504 nucleotides long. RefSeq lists its product as uncharacterized. Bases 1 to 504 code for a protein of 167 amino acids. NCBI's taxonomy places the organism in Eukaryota, Viridiplantae, Streptophyta, Magnoliopsida, Brassicales, Brassicaceae. The transcript is spliced from 3 exons. The record is from RefSeq and is a predicted model, not a curated record.
AUGGGUAUUAGACAAAAGUUACACUCAGGGAAUGAAAUUAGAGCCUGGGAAGAUAUUUGGAUACCAACGGUUCCAGCGAGACCAGCAAAAUCGAAAGCCGCGGCUAUGCACCCUAUGAUGCCAGUAUCAGCAUUUAUAACAGGAUAUUGGGUAGCGAUGAACUUGCUGAGAGAGGGAACACCGGAACUGCCAGAGCUAAGUAUCACAAAGCUUCAAGCCUUUGCUUGGAAGCUAAAGACUCCUCCGAAAAUCAAACACUUCAUUUGGCAAGCUAUAUCUGGACAAUUAGCAACUUGGGCACAUAUGACAACUCCAACCCCACCAAUGUUGUUUCCUAGCUAUAGUCAUUUUACAAAUAUGGAUUAUCUCUUCUGGAGAAAGAAUGAUAUUGAAGACCCAACACUGGAUAAAGAUCCAUACCCUUGGAUUCUAUGGUACAUAUGGAAAGGAAGGAACGAUAAGCUAUUCAGAGGAGUACACAGCAACCCUUUGGAAACUGUCUGA